Messenger RNA from Schizosaccharomyces osmophilus, 906 nucleotides. Its product is annotated as iron/ascorbate oxidoreductase. Gene Ontology annotation, molecular function: dioxygenase activity. The record is from RefSeq and is a predicted model, not a curated record. NCBI's taxonomy places the organism in Eukaryota, Fungi, Ascomycota, Schizosaccharomycetes, Schizosaccharomycetales, Schizosaccharomycetaceae. The coding region runs from base 1 to 906 and encodes 301 amino acids. The transcript has 2 exons.
AUGAAAGUAAUAGAAUUACCUUCUAUUGAUCUAUCUGAGCAAAAUACAAAACUUCUCAGUACAUUAAUAAUUGAUGCUUGUCAAGAAUGGGGAUUUUUCACAUUAAAAAACCAUGGGAUAAAAUUGGAAGACGUGCAAGUACUCUUCAAAGAGAGCGAUGAAUUCUUCAAGUUACCCACAGAGGAAAAGGAACAUUAUGUGUUUCAAGGAAAUGACUUGCCGUCAGGAUAUUCAAGACAUACUAAACAUUCGCAUUCAGAAGAUUCUUUUUCUAGAGCUAUAAAGGAGUAUUAUGAUAUAGCAAGGUUCCCUAAUCCAGAUAUUGAAAAAAUUAGCCCGGCCAUCCGUAAGCGUUUACCUGAGCUAAAGAUGUUUUUUAAACAGUGUCAUAUUCUUUCGUUAAAAAUUCUUGAUUUAAUUGCUCUUGGAUUUGGGCUUUCACAGGAUUUCUUCAGCAAAUACCAUAGUUCCGCUGAGGACUUUCUUCGCUUCAUAAAGUACAUGGUUCCUGAGGGAAAGGAACACACAGAGGACGAUGUGGAUAACGAUAGUCAUUUCGAUUAUGGUACUAUCACAUUAUUGUUUCAAAGAGAAUAUGGAAUUCUACAGAUUCAACCUCCAGAAUCUGACGCUACGGCUGAUUGGGUUCGAGUCUCCGUCGAUAAAGAGGUGAUUUCAGUCAAUGUUGCAGAUACGUUACAAUUCUGGACCGGUGAAAGGAUAAAAAGUAGCAUUCACCAAAUAAGAAUUGAUCCAAGAAUAAGAGAACGACAAUUAAUCGCUUUUUUUGCUAUACCUGAUUUGGAUUGUCCUAUAUCUAAAGUUUCUGAUGAAGAAGAUGGAAAAAACGCAAAGACAAUGACAAUGCGUGAAUAUAGGAGAAGGAAGAUGGCAUGUUUACCAUAG